UCUUUCCUUUACACCCUCCUUUUCUCCUUUCUCUCUCUCUGUCUUCAACAAUCGACAGCUCCUCUCUCUCUGUUUAUCAAUUUUUUCAUCUGUAUAUCUCCCCUUUCUCUCUCUAAAAACAACUCACCAUUUCUCUCUCUACAUCUGCACAUCUCAGAUCUGAUCAGACAUCACUUGAGUAUCUGGCUGCUAAGCAUAUAAUAUCCAAAUGAAGAAAGCAUUUGAUCAAACCGUGCGGGACCUCAAGAGAGGGGUGAAUAAAAAGGUUCUUAAAGUCCCUUCAAUAGAACAAAAAGUUCUAGAUGCGACUAGCAAUGAGCCCUGGGGUCCUCAUGGAUCACUUCUUGCAGAUAUUGCUCAGGCUUCAAGGAAUUAUCAUGAGUACCAAAUGAUUAUGUCUGUGAUCUGGAAGCGUAUCAAUGAUACUGGAAAAAAUUGGCGUCAUGUUUACAAGGGCUUAACUGUUUUGGAGUAUUUGGUAGCUCAUGGGUCUGAACGUGUCGUAGAUGAUAUACGGGAACAUGCUUACCAAAUAUCUACACUGUCUGAUUUUCAAUAUAUCGACUCCAGUGGGAGAGACCAGGGAAGCAAUGUCAGAAAGAAAUCUCAGAGCCUUGUGGUUCUUGUUAAUGAUAAGGAGAGAAUUCAGGAAGUUCGCCAAAAGGCAGCUUCUAAUAGGGACAAAUUCCGCAACACGUCAACUGGUGGUAUGUACCGUCCUGGUUCACAAUCAGGUUCAGGAGGAUAUGGUGACAGAUUUGAUGAGGAUCGUUACGGAGGCAGAGAUGAAGAAAGAAAUGGUUAUGGGAGGGAAAGGGAAUGGGGCUACAGAGAUGAGGACAAAUAUGGCAGAUAUGGAGACUCAAACAGCCGUGAUGGGGAUCGCUAUGGUAGAGAUUAUGAUGACCGCAGCCGAGAUGGACACAGGGAUGAUGAUUAUCGUGGAAGAAGUCGGAGCACUGAUGAUUAUAAUUAUGGAUCAAGAAGUCGAAGUUCUGACCGGUACAGGGAUCACACCAAUGAUGACGAUGGUCAAUAUUCUUCUAGGCCGCUUGAAAGGAGGUUUUCUGAACAGAACCUUAGUGCACCUCCUAGUUAUGAGGAAGCUGUUGGUGGUUCACGCAGCCCAACACAUAGUGAAAGGGAUGUAGAAACUUCUUCAGCAUCUGCACCCAAAUCUUCUUCUCCUCAUGCAAGUGCCAGUCCAAGCCCAGCCACUGUGCCUGCUCCCGCACCAGCUACUGCUCCAUCACCAGCUCCAGCCACAGCUACUGCUUCACCACCAGCUCCAGCAGCAGCCCCUGCCCCACCACCAGAAAACACGGUUGCUGAGAGUUUUGAUGAAUUUGAUCCCCGUGCAUCUUUUUCAGCAGCGGCCCCAGCUCCAUCAAAUGGUCCUGUGUCAACUACUUCUGGGGGUGAAAUGGAUUUUCUUGGCUCCUUAUCUGAUCCGUUCUCCAACUCAUUAGCCCUUGUACCUACAGCUUCGAGUGCCUCUGAGGUUAAUCCGUCUGGGACCACUGGCACUGAGACCAUGUUUGGGGAAGCAUCAUCAGUAUCUACUGGUUCUAACCAGAUGUUCGAGGAUCCUUUUGGUGAUGGUCCUUUCAGGGCUGUGACUUCGAAUAAUGUGCAAACUCAGCUGCAGAACACUACUCCAUCUUUCCAUCCUAAUUCAAAUCAAAGCCCUGAGCUUCCUCAGUCAGUCCCUCAGGGUGCUGAGGUCUCAAAUGCAACAAUUAGUCAGUUUGCUCCUACUAAUAUGCAAUAUGCUCAGCAGGAGCUGUCCACCUCUAAUCAGGAGAUCGAUAUACUGGCUGAUAUUCUCCCACCAUCUGGUCCACCUCCUGGCGAUCAUGCAAUCCAACCUGCGACACAGACAGGUUUUGAGUCUUAUGGUGGACCAACUACACAACAGACAGGAUACAUGGCACCUCCUGGCCAGGCUGGACAACUGACAGUUUUUGCAGCUCAACCUGGCCAACAGUCGCCACAAACCAGUUUCCCAAUUCAAGGUCAUACUGGAGGCUACCCAGCUCAACCUGGUCAACCAUCACAGACUGGUUUUGGACCCACAAAUGGUCAACCCACAGCUGGUUUCCAACCUGCAACAGGUUUCUAUCCACAGUCUGGUUAUCAGAUUCCUGCCGGCUCCUCUAUGCAGAGCAAUGCCAAUGCUGGAGGUUACAACACAGGAUUAGGAUCUACAGGUCCAUUUGGUAACCAAAUGGGUCAAACAUCUGCUGGACAACCCUACCUUUCACAGCCAACUGGUGCAACCCACAUGCCUUCACAAAUGCAUGUUCAAUCUUCACAAAUUCAAACAAGUAAUGCUCUAGUGCUGACACAAACUACUCCAGCUUCGACAGCUCUUGUUGGCAACACCCAACCAGCCAAAGACAAAUUCGAGACAAAGUCUACCGUUUGGGCAGAUACAUUGAGCCGUGGACUGGUCAAUUUGAACAUUUCUGGAUCUAAAACAAAUCCAUUAGCUGAUAUUGGAGUUGAUUUUGAUGCUAUCAAUCGCAAGGAGAAAAGGAUGGAGAAACCCAGUACAGCCCCCGUGAUAUCAACUAUUAACAUGGGAAAAGCAAUGGGUUCAGGUACCGGAGUUGGCCGAGCUGGUGCAGGUGCACUACGGGCUCCAUCAAAUCCAAUGGUAGGUUCUGGUAUGGGUAUGGGUAUGGGUGGUAUGGGUAUGGCUGGUGGUGGCCCUGCAGGGGGUCCUGGCAUGGGAGCAUAUGGAGGAGCGAACCAGCCUUAUGGCAUGGGGAUGAACAGACCUAUGAACAACAUGGGCUUGGGGAUGAACAUGGGUCAAGGAUUUCAGAUGCAACAGCCUUCCGGAUUUCCUCCUGGACCUGGAGCUCCCAUGCAGGGAGGUUACAAUCCCCGGAUGGGCAUGGGUCCCUAUGGCCAACAACCAUAUGGUGGAGGAUACCAAUGAAACUUAGCCCAAUUCUGAAAGUAAGAAACCUUUGUGUCAUAAUAUCUGGAAUGUUUUCUAGUCGGUAAGCCUAUCGAACUCACCCUCUGUUGUAGAGUUGAUACUUUUCGGGUGCGUGUAGUUUUCCAUGAUAAAAGUUAUAGGAGUAUAUGUUGAUUCCUUCUUCAAUGUUCUGCAAUUGCAUUGCCAUUUAUCUGCCAUCUGGGGUCAGAGAUUGCUUUCAAGACCCCUCAUAAUGUUUUGCUGUUGUGCCUUUGUAUACACUCGAGGAUCACCCGUCUCCGGUGUUCCUCUUUUUGCCACUUGAUCCAUAUAUACACGGAGAAUUUUUUUUUUUGGACUCGCGAUUAUUGAAAUUGUACUUGCUGAACUCAUGUAUUUGAUGAUUAUUUUUGUAUCUCCUAUUCACUGGUUCUCGUU
Molecule: messenger RNA, 3367 nt
Organism: Solanum dulcamara
Lineage: Eukaryota; Viridiplantae; Streptophyta; Magnoliopsida; Solanales; Solanaceae
Product: clathrin interactor EPSIN 2-like
Exons: 13
Coding region: 209-2947 (912 amino acids)
Biological process (GO): endocytosis
Cellular component (GO): clathrin vesicle coat; plasma membrane; endosome
Molecular function (GO): clathrin binding; phospholipid binding
Source: RefSeq, a predicted model, not a curated record